Cylindrotheca closterium is the source of this 1095-nucleotide messenger RNA. The record is from the annotation of a GenBank genome assembly. NCBI's taxonomy places the organism in Eukaryota, Bacillariophyta, Bacillariophyceae, Bacillariales, Bacillariaceae.
AUGCAAGACACAUCACAACCACCACCACAUAAAGACAUUAUCAUUCCCUCACCACCAAAACAAGUUCGCUACACCACGCUCCCCAAUGGCAAACGAACGAUAGUGUUUCAGCGCAAAUACGACAAACUCAUUCUCUUGCUGCACAUUCACAAAUCAGCCGGCAGUUUCUUGUGCAAACGUGCCUUUGACAAUCGAUUGGCGGCACCCUACGCUUCCAAUUGCAACAUCCAAGAAAAUCAAUAUUGUUGCGGCAGCAAUGAUACACAAAUUGGAUUGCAGGACUUUGUCAAUGCAACACCCUUUGAUUUGAUUGCGACCGAACGAGAACUCCAAGAGACCAUGGAUACAAGUCUGGUGGAUUAUGUGGUUUCCUUACGGGAUAGCAAGUCUCGGUAUUAUUCCCAUUACCAACAUGUCUUGCGCCAUUGGUAUUCUAGUAGUAGUCCGGAAGGAGGAGUCACUAUCACUAAACCAGUAGUAGGAGUAGUAGUAGGAGUAGGAGUAGUAGUGAAUGAAACAUCGGCAUGGCUAGGAAAUAAUACAAACAACAAUGAUGAUCCAAACAACAACUCUUCUCGAAUUGCCAUUGCCGAAUUUGAUCCAAUCCAUCACGCCGAUACGGACAAUUUCACAAGGUGGACCCAAGGACAACCCGACAAUUGGAAUCUUCGGAUUAUUUGUGGUCCAAGGUGCAAAUCCAGACCCAAAUUUCAAAUCACUCACGAACUCUUUCAGUAUACCCUCCAACGGCUCGCCUCUUUUCAGCAUGUCAUCUUUGUGGAAGACAUGCAAGAGUCGUACAAUCAAAUGGCAUUGACGUACCAAUGGAAAGUCAUUGACGAGAAUGACAAAAAUGCCAAACCAACCAAACGGGGCAAUUACAACAAGACGGACGUGACCAUGGCUCGAUGGAAUCCACUCAUGUCGGCAUUGGACGAUGCCUUGUACGAAUUUGCCAAACUCAAAUACUACAGCGGUGGUUCAUCAGAGUUGCCCUACGAGUUUGUGAAUCAAGCGCAAGUGGAUGAGUACUUUGCAUUGGGUCCAUUGCAGAAUUGUACCAAUGUUUGCUGUGGACAAUGUACACCCUACUGA